Messenger RNA from Brassica oleracea var. oleracea, 775 nucleotides. RefSeq lists its product as uncharacterized. The record is from RefSeq and is a predicted model, not a curated record. Lineage: Eukaryota; Viridiplantae; Streptophyta; Magnoliopsida; Brassicales; Brassicaceae. The transcript has 3 exons. Bases 20 to 556 code for a protein of 178 amino acids.
GGUGUAUCUUAAAAAUAAAAUGAAAAAUACAUCAAUAAGAGAGACAAUACGUCUCUUAAUCAAGGGAAGCAGACGUCUCUUGUGGAACAGCUGUCCAAAAAUGAGUGGGGAGGAGCUGUUUGGUGUUUCAACGCUUUCAGCUUCUCUCUCUCCCGAUUCCUCUAUCAAUCGAUUCUGGAACUAUUGCAAUGAUCCAGAAGCAGAUGGGUUGAAGGCAUCACAAGAUGGAGACAGAUAUGGAGAAUUCCGACCAAAGGAAUUCUCAAGAACGAGGAACUCAAAAAGUACAUCUUGGAGACGACGGCAUAUCCAAGAGAGCAUGGAGAGCUCAAGAAGCUACGGUCCACAAGUAUGGCAAUUUGUAAGUCUGGCUAUACAAACUCCCUUCUCCAUGGAAUGCAGAGUUUUCAAUCUCCCAGAGCAGCAGUUUUUGGCAUACGUCACAAACGCAAGAAACUCUGGCCAAAACUCUGUUUCAACAGCGACCGUAUCCAUCACCAAACUCUCAUUUCACGGAAAUCACAAAGAGAGGCGAUGGAAAAGAUGGUCUUGGUGAUGCAGAUUGAGAAAGAGAGAGAGAGAGAGAGAGAGACUUAUUCUUGCCCUGUAUGUUUGCUUUUCUUCAUAUACAUGUAUGACCUUGAGAGUAGUUUGUUUACUGGUCUGGUCUAGUGAAAACACGUAACCAUACUUUAAAUGUGAAUUAGCAUGUAAAUGUUCUCAGUGUUGAAAAUGAUGGUUGAACAAAAGGUAUAUAUGUUUAUUUGCAUGUAAA